This is a messenger RNA of Gamsiella multidivaricata, 1846 nucleotides long. RefSeq names its product Adaptor complexes medium subunit family-domain-containing protein. Gene Ontology annotation, cellular component: COPI vesicle coat; cytosol. The coding region runs from base 103 to 1713 and encodes 536 amino acids. The record is from RefSeq and is a predicted model, not a curated record. Gene Ontology annotation, biological process: endoplasmic reticulum to Golgi vesicle-mediated transport; Golgi localization; retrograde vesicle-mediated transport, Golgi to endoplasmic reticulum. NCBI's taxonomy places the organism in Eukaryota, Fungi, Mortierellomycota, Mortierellomycetes, Mortierellales, Mortierellaceae. The transcript has 10 exons.
UCGACCUCGCAUCAACACCAACGCCCAUCUCUCUUCCUCUGCAUCUGCAGCAAACACUCCCUCCUCUCGCCACUCACCUGCAACCUACACUCCGCAUCCACCAUGGUCGUCCUUGCGGUCUCUAUCUGUACAAAGAGCGGCAAAGCUCUGAUUUCGCGCCAGUUUAAGGAAAUGACACGCGCGAGAAUCGAGGGCCUGAUCGCCUCGUUCCCAAAGUUGACCAGCAGCGGACAGCAACACACAACAAUCGAGACAGACAAUGUGCGCUAUGUAUACCAACCGCUGGAGGAUGUUUUCGUUGUCCUUAUCACCAACAAGCAAUCCAACAUCUUGCAAGAUAUUGACACACUUCAACUGGUCUCCCGAGUCGUUUCCUCGGUUUGCAGGCCAACGGAUGCUCGCGAGAUUGACAGGAAUGCAUUCGAGCUGCUGAGCUCCUUUGACGAGAUCAUCUCGCUUGGAUACAGAGAGAACGUGAAUCUGGCCCAGGUUGCAAGUAUCUCUGAAAUGGAGAGCCAUGAAGAAAAGAUCCAGGAGAUGAUUGAGAAGAAUAAGGAACGUGAGGCCAAGGAGGAGCUCAAGAGGAGGGCCAAGUUAUUGGAUCUACAAAGGAAGGAGCAGAAGAAGGCAAUGGGCGGAAUGGGCGGCGCCUACGGACAGGGAAUGGGUGGAUAUGGCCAGAGCAGCCCCAUGGGCUUUGGAGGUCAAUCCGGCAUGGGCAUGGGAGGCAUGGGGGGUAUGGGAGGCAUGGGUGGAAGCCAGGGCUAUGAUUCACCAAGCCCCUCCAUGGAUGACAACAUAUCCAAGUUCAAUUCUGCGCCCAAGGCACCUACUACAAAGGCUAGAGGCAUGCAGCUGGGACGCAAGCAAAACAACACGGACUUGUUUGAAUCCCUUCGAUCAGAAGUUGAGGCGGCACCCAUUGUUCAGCAGCGUGCCCCUCUUCAGCCCAGCUAUUCUGCUCCAGCGGAGCCUACUUUCCCCAUGGAGAGUGUGCAUGUCCAUAUCGAAGAAAAGAUCACAGUCGUGGCGAAUCGGGAUGGUGGACUGGAGAACAUGGAAGUCAAGGGUGAUCUGAUGCUGCGCGUCUCUGACCCUGCCUUUGCCAAGGUCAGCCUUGCGCUCAGUCAUCUCGAGGAUUCUAGCAUUCAGUUCAAGACCCAUCCAAAUGUCAACAAGAUUCUAUUCAACAGUGAAAAUGUGAUUGCUUUCAGGGAUUCUUCAAAGGAGUUUCCACUUAAUACGCCCACAGGAGUAUUGCGCUGGAGAUUCAUCAGCAAGGACGAGAGCUCUAUUCCUCUAUCGAUCAACUGUUGGCCAUCUCCUUCAGGAGAUGGCACAAGUGAUGUCAAUAUUGAAUAUCAGCUAGAGAACGAGGAGAUGGCGUUCAAGAACGUCAACAUUAUCAUCCCUUUGCCACAAGGAGCACGGCCAACUGUGGGCGAUGCCGAUGGUGAAUACGUUGUGGAUCCCCAGCAAAGCGCGCUGAUCUGGCAAUUGUCGUCGAUUGAUGCGUCCAAUCCAUCAGGAUCAUUGGAAUUCAACUGUCAGGGUGAAGAUACCGAGAGUUUCUUCCCUGUCUCUGUUCAGUUUGAGAGCGAACGUCUUAUCUGUGAUGUCGAUGUUAUCUCUGUGACUCUGGUUGCAGACGGCUCCGAUGUGCCAUUCUCCAAACAAAGUAUCCUGACGCCAGCAGAAUAUAGCGUUGUGUAAACAAGCAUGGACAUGAUCGACUGCUGGGGAGACGGAAUAACGACGCUUUUGAUCAUGGAUGCCAUCCGAGGACCAUUGAUAGAAAGGACCAAAAAAUACCUGAAAUAAUAAUACCAUUCGAACUAUUUCGUCA